Diabrotica virgifera virgifera (western corn rootworm) is the source of this 15779-nucleotide messenger RNA. It is a transcript of the gene trx, whose product is annotated as histone-lysine N-methyltransferase trithorax. The record is from RefSeq and is a predicted model, not a curated record. Gene Ontology annotation, molecular function: zinc ion binding; sequence-specific DNA binding; protein binding. Gene Ontology annotation, cellular component: histone methyltransferase complex; nucleus. Gene Ontology annotation, biological process: positive regulation of DNA-templated transcription. The transcript has 9 exons. NCBI's taxonomy places the organism in Eukaryota, Metazoa, Arthropoda, Insecta, Coleoptera, Chrysomelidae. The coding region runs from base 103 to 7971 and encodes 2622 amino acids.
CGAGGAUUUAGAUUGUUUCUUUUUGUGAAGUGUGCUUGAUGCUUUAGAGAUAAAUUAAUACAACAAUAAAAUGUAAAGAAUUAAAUUUAAGGAAAAACAGAAAUGGGUCGGUCAAAAUUUCCCGGAAAACCAUCUAAACAUAUACAUAGAAAGAGGGUAAAUGUUCUUCCACCGACAGGGGAAAUAACCAACAUUGAAUAUAAUACUUCAGUGAUAGUUGGUUCUGUUGUAGAAAACAAACAGGAUGAAGACUUGACUGAAAGUGAUAGUGAAAGUGCACCCCCUGAAAAUGCUUUGAAAAAAAGCGUUUCAAUCCGAAGAAGACUGACUAGGAAGAGGAACUUAAAUUCCUCGUUAAGAAAUAAAAAUGUAACGAAACGGACAUUGUUGUCAAAAAUGUGCACGAAAAGUUCUGUAAAAACGAAAUUAAAAUCAACCUUGAAUCAAAAAGCAGUCCACACUUGUAAUGGAUCGUGUUGCAAUAAAGUGUCAAAAGAAACAACUAAUCUUGUUGGGAAAUUUGUGUUGCCAACGAGAAGCGUUCAUUCUUCGAGGGUAAUAAAACCAAACAAAAGAUUUAUUAGUGAUAUCAACGAAGCAGUAACUUUGAAAAAGAAGGUCUCAAUUGUUAAAAGACAUUGUGUGAAACAGGAAGAUGAUAAGGCUAAGUUUUUGGAAUCUGGCAGCUUAAAUGGUGAUAAAACAACUUUUACAAACGGACAUAGGGUAGUAUUAAGACAGGCCAGGCUUAAAAUUCCCAAUCAGAUAGGAUUACAAGGCCCCUUUUCAACGAAACCUAAUUCAUCUCCAGGUGCAGUUACGUGUGGUGUGUGUGGAGCAAUUAGAUUCUACAGAUUUAUCAAGCAAGCUAGAAAGUUCAACAUUUAUAGCUGCGAAUCAUGUAGAAAAUUUAUUGCACGGAUGAUAAAAAGACAAGCAUGUGGAAACGAAAAUAAUCAAAUAACUUUGGUGUGUAAUAAAGGGCAAGGGAAUUGCCUUUUACCUCCCGUAGUAAGAAACCAGCAAUGGAAGUUAAACAAGUGUACUUAUAGGGCAAAAUGCUCAGCUUGUUGGCUUAAAUUGUGUGUUCGUGCAUUCUACUUACCGCCCUCUCUAAAACAAGGCCUUAGUUUGAUGUUGCCAAAAUAUAUGCAAGGUUUGGACGUUUCUUUAAGUAACACUCAAUCCCCAUCAUUAUGGCAAGCAAACGUAGAAACAAAAUUGGUAAUAGAAAAGCCACAAGAAGCAACCAUGAAGAAAAGGCCUGUGAGGUCCAAGAAUCCGAAAUCUCAAGUUAUAGCUGUUCCCUCUGGUACUAACUCUGAUAUUAAGAGACAGAAAAUUGAUUUAAAAGGGCCCAGAGUGAAACACGUUUGUCGUAGUGCUUCAAUAGUAUUAGGGCAGCCAUUUGCCAUUUUUCCCGAAGGUGAAAAGAAAUGUGAUAAUCAGGAACAAGAAAAUGAUAUUAAAAUAGCUGAGGACAAGACAGCUAGUGAUAAAAGCAUAAAUGAAGUUAAAAGUACUGUUUUCUGGAAAAAUGAUUCAAUACCUAGUGAACCAGAGUCCAGUUGCAGUGAUGGGUCUUCUAAAAACAGCUCCAGUGAAUCUGCCGACUUUACCAAGAGGGAAAGGCUAUUAAGAAAUGUCUCCACUUUGCAAAGUUCUAUACAGCCUAAAAGUGACAGGAAGAGGAAUCUCGUAGACCCACAAACAGCCAUACUAAUCGAUUUCUGGGAUGGAUUCGACCCAGAAGUAGUAUCUCAAUAUGGAUUCUGCAUAAUCGGAUCUGAGCGAUUUACCAUGCCGUCUAUAUGCUUUCUUUGCGGAAGCGCCGGAAAAGAAUCCAUGUUAUACUGCUCCAUUUGUUGCGAACCUUAUCAUAGUUUCUGCUUGGAGCAAUUUCAAACCGUGCCUAUCGAUAAAGGCUUGAAGUAUUACACAUGGAUAUGUCCUAGAUGUACGACAUGCAACGAAUGUAAUAAAGUUGACAGGCUAAAAGUUAACUGUCAGAAAUGUUUAAAAUCAUAUCACCCGGAAUGUUUUAAUUCUAAAUGGAAUAGCGAGGAUAAACCGUCGGUUUGUUCAAAAUGUGUGAAAUGCAAAAGUUGUGGAACACCAAACAUAACAAAAUUUGUUGGUAACUUGCCUUUAUGCAUGAGCUGUUUUAAAUACCGGAAAAUGGGAAAAUUUUGCCCUAUUUGUCAACAUUGCUACGACGAAAAUGAUUGUUGUUCAAAGAUGAUGGAAUGUGCAAAAUGCUGUAAAUGGGUCCAUGCGAAUUGUGAGCAUUUGACUGAAGACCAGUAUCAAAUGUUGAGUGUUCUUCCUAAAUCUGCGGAGUAUUUGUGUCCUUCGUGCUGUAAUUCACCAGGGUCGAUCCCAAACUGGAAAAAAGCAAUAAUUCAUGAAAUGAAAUCCAGUUUUAUCCACAUCCUACGCCAGCUUAGCAAAAACAAAACGGCUAGAACCUUAUUAAAAUGGAGUCCGGUACAUGAUACAACUUCUUCUAAUAAAACAGUAACGCACGCUAGGAAACUUCAAUUUUUGGAUGGCAGUCUAGACAUGGACAAUAAUAAUAGUAGUAAGGAACCAUUAGAUAUCAACAAAAUCUAUUCGUUUGAAGAAAAUGAAAGAUACGAAGCUAGUCUUAACAAGGUUACGAAUACUCUCUCUGUAGUGGAUAUUAAGAACAAAUUAUUAUCAAAUGAGUACUCUUCAAUAACAGAAUUUAAUAAAGAAAUUGAGGAGUCGUUAAAAUCAACAAAUUCAGAAGAAUUACUAAAAAUUUAUCAAUCAAUAUUCCAUGAUGUAUUUCCAUGGUACCAAAAUGCUUCAAAGGAGGACUUAUCUGACGGCUUAAAAAAAGAUUCUGUCGGUGAAUCUCAAGACACAAUAGAUGACACAAUUCCCAGUUUGUUUAUAGAUCUAGCUCUACCUGUAAUCGAUACUCGAUUAUGCGUGUUCUGUAAAGGAAUAGGAGAUGGUUCAAGUUCGAAGGAAUCUAGACUUGUAUAUUGCGGGCAAAAUGAGUGGGUCCAUGCUAAUUGUGCUCUGUGGUCUUCUGAGGUCUACGAGGAGAUUGACGGAUCUUUACAAAACGUUCAAAACGCCCUGAAUAGGGGCAGAUUGAUUAGAUGCGCUCAUUGUAAACAAAAAGGGGCCAGCGUGGGUUGUUGUUUUAAAGGUUGCCAUGAAACGUACCAUUUUCCAUGUGCCAGGUCUUGUAAAUUAAAAUUUCUGUACGACAAAACCGUUUAUUGUUCAAGCCAUGAUUUGCCCAAAAAUAGUCACAUUAUCUCUCUAGAAAAAGAAUUUGAUAUUGAUAGGUCUGUGUUUGUUGAAGUUGACCAGAAGAAAAGAAAAUACUCGGCUGAAAUAGAUAAAACCACUUUUAUGAUUGGAUCUUUAUGCAUCACAAAUCUCGGUAAAAUUGAUCCUAUCAUUUCUGACACGACUGAGUGUAUCAUUCCUAUAGGCUUUGCUUGCACAAAAAUGUUUUGGUCUACUACCGAGCCUUGGAAGUUGGUACCUUAUACAGUGACGGUAUCAGUCAAGAACUACAACAGUAAUACUCUAAUUAUAGAUAGGAAUUUCACGAUAGAUCAUUCACGAGAUAAAUUAGUUGUGGAAAAAAUGCUGAGGGAAAUAAAUAUUUGGCAAAGGGAUUUAGACAGGAAGGUUUCCGACAUUGACUCUGAAGAUGACGAAGAACAACGUACAGUACUCCUGUCGCCAGAGCUUACUGACGCUAUUUUAGAAGAGUUGCCGCAUGAUCUUUUAGAUGGAAUUUCCGUUCAAGACAUUUUCCCUAAAUUUUCUUAUGAUGAAUUAUUGGACUACAAACACGAUUUAAACCUCAGUGAAUCAUACAAGAGAUCAGACAUUGAUGAGGACUUAGAUGUGGACAUGAAAAAUAAGGAAUAUAAAAAGAAUAAAAUUGAUGCCUUAUCCAAGACACGUGCGACUUCCAAAUCUUGCAGCCUAACUCUGAGUUGUAAGUUGGAUAGUUCCUUAUCUCCCUCUGUAAAGAAAAGAAAAAUUGCCACCACAAGGGAGACUAAUGUCAUGUACCAAUUACUGCAAGUUGAUGGUAACCUUGAUGAUUGUAGUUCCAGCGAAUGUGGAUCUCCUUCGGAAGUAACUGGUACGAAUGUCUGGGGGAGUUAUAUAUCCGAAGAACCAGUGACUUGUGAUAAAUGUCAAUCUACUUAUAGAACACAAGCUAGUUAUGCGAGACAUUUAGAGUCCUGUGAGAGUUUUUCCGCCAGUGACGAUGAUUCAGAAUUAAAUGUAGAACAGGAGAUCCUACCUACAUAUACUAAUUCGAACACAAAUUUUAUCGAUAAUCAAGUGGUGGUAGACGUCAACGAACCAGUGCUUAUUUCUUCGUUUGAAUCAUAUCAAAGCGAAAUCCACACAUCAGUUCUUAAUACUCAAAGCUUUGUUACAUCCAAGUCUUCUUCCGAAGUAGUACCUUCUGAAAUAAUUAUCCCAAGUAUCUCCCAAGCAACCGAGCACAAACCUGUACUUCACUCUCUAUCAGUUAAUGCUGUGACACCACUUACAUUAGAAACAUCACAACCCGAGCAAACGUUUUCCAUCAAUCAACCGACCAUUAUAAACGAUCCUGGCGUGUCAGUGCAUACGAACCAAGCCCAAUUCUGUGUAAAUCAAACUGUGCCUUUAUGUGUAAAUCAACCCAUUACUUUACAACAGAACAACAUUCAAGUCAACCCUUCAACAUACUCCGGAAAUCAAGUCUCAUUCAUAAACCCCAAUGCCUCUAUAUCUAUAAACUCGGUUCAGCCUACGAAUUCGGCUCAAUUAAACCAACAACAAUUAGAUUUUCAAACUCCCUCAGUCACGAUUCAACCAGUUUCUUACAAUAAUAUUAUUAACGUAGGAUCUCAAAAUCAGUUUACUCUGAAUGGUAAAUUGAUCCAAAACCCAGUAUUACAGGCUGUUAAUGUCCAAGGUGCUCAAUGGGUUCGACAAGUUGCGAAACCGACGAUAGUCACACAGAAAACUGUGAAGCCUAGAAAUCGGAGUCGUGCAUUAGCAGCUAGGCGUAACCAGUGUGAACAAGGAGCGAUUAUUCUUCCUCAAAACUCUAGCCAAGUAAUAGUCCAACAACUGCCGUCCACGAGUUAUGUUCCAUUUGUCGAUGCCUUUCAGCAACCAGGACAAAACAUACAAUACGUCACAACCCUCGCCCCUCAAGUUAACACUGUGCCUGCUCAGUCUAUAGUACAAAUACAACCGGAUACGAAUAUAAUAAGCAUAGUUCCUGGUUUGCAACAAGCCAUGUACAUACAACAACCCAGAGUGGAGAAUCAGUUGGUCGUAGACAGCAACGGUACACUUGGUUGGUCUCAGCAGCAAACAGUCCAACCAGUCUACUACGGAUUCGAAACUAUUGUACAAAACACUGUGAUGCAAUCACAACAGUUCCUGCCAACAACGAUGCCUGGUGUAUUAACGGCGAACAGUAGUUAUUCAACAACUACGCAAGUAUUUCAGACUAGUAAGUUAGAGCCUGUGUUGGAUGUGACAUCAAAUAGUUUUGUGCUGGUUAAUCCCGGACAACUGGUGAAUUCACAGCCCAUAGUUAACACCCAACCCAUUGUUAAUUCGCAACAAAUAGUUAAUACUCAACCUCAGUCAAUUAUCAACUCACAGACCAUGGUCCCACAGCAGGUCGUUAGUCAACAACCUGUUAUAAAUUCACAGAUAGUUAGCCAGCAACCUAUAGUCAGUACUCAGCCAGUAAUCAAUACGCAACCAGUAGUCAAUAGUCAGCCUGUAGUCCAUACGCAACCUGCAGUUAAUUCACAGCCCUUUAUCAACUCACAACCGAUAGUCAACUCACAAGCCAUCGUCAAUUCACAGCAGAUAGUUAACUCACAACCGGUAAUACCAUCACAGCAACUAGAAAGCACUCACAACACCCAUCACCUGACUGCAUCACACGAAGCAGACCCUUUCAUAAACACUCCUACCGUCACAUCUCCACCUAGUAUUGUUACCCCUAGACCUGUAGAGCUCCAGCAAGUCCAAAAUAUUAAAAUAAACACUAUAAACAACGUACUACCACAAAGGAAAGAAAUAAUUAGGCAAGAUAUUAAAAAAGAAAUGAGCAAUCUCCCUACAGGUAUCCAAAACAUAAGCAUGCUACCUCAGAAACAAGAACCGAAGAUAUCACACUCGCAAAUUCCAAUGAAAACAUCACCAAACACUAUGCCUAUACCUAUGCAACCUGUGAAAUAUAAUCAGGCACCAAACAAACCAGCAGCCCCUGCUUCAAGUCAGAUAUUACUUCCAACGGCUCCAUUUGUGUCUGAGCAACGUAUUCCUACUAACAUAGUCACUCCAAUUCCUAAACCACCGUCAGUUUCUAGUCGUCCCAUGAAUAGGGUUUUACCUAUGCUUACAAAUAAUACAAAAGGGCCUAAAAAGAAUUUUGAUGAUAAGUUGUUUUUUCCUGACGAGAAAAAGAAGCCUAUACAAAUCCAAAAAGUUUACGAGAUCAAAGCCAGUAAACCAAAAUUAGAGUCUAUUAAAACUGUUGAAGCAGAUUCCAAACUGAUUACACCCAUCUUUGAUCCCCUGCCAAUUCCUAAGCUAGCGGUAAUAAAAGAAGAAAAGAAAGAUAAACGCUUAAAGCAGGAACUGCCGCCUAAAACCUGUAAAAGUAUUGAAAGCGAAAGCGUGUUGAAACUGGAUCCUCCUAAAGUAGAGCCAAUUAAAAUAGAUCCUCCUGAAGAAAAAGAACCCAUUGUUGAAGAAAUCAAACCAGUUCAGACCACUAUAUCUGCGGAUACCAAACUGGACACUUCUCUAAAAUUAAUAUUUCAAAAGCAAGGACAAGAUGGAACCUACAAAAUCAGUUCUAAUUUUAGUACAAAACAACCUGUACAAGUGGUUCCUUUAAAACCGAUCAAAUCAAAUUAUACACCUCCCCCUUUAGAAAAACCAAAGAAAAAAGAAAUAAAGCCACUGGAACCUGAGAAAUUCGAGGAAAGUUCAAAAUCUCAACUAGCGAAAAAAGAGAGUGAAACUACUUCAAUAAUGUAUACAAUAGAAACCAGAGAGGGAUUCAAAUACACUUCAUCUUCAGUGGGCGAUCUUUGGUCCAGAGUUUUAGAAACUGUCCAAUCAGCUAGAGUAGCUCAUAAUAUGCCGCCUUUGCCUACAAAUAACGGUAGCCUACUCAAUUCACUACAAAUCUUAGGGUUUAAGUCAAACGGUUCAAAGUUUCUUCUAGAACAGUUACCAGGAGCUUCGAAAUGUACGAAAUAUCAAUCGGUUUUCAACUUCCCUCCGCAUGCCAGUGAAAUGGACAGUGAGUUAACACAAGAUCACAUUCACGGUGCUAUUCGUUGUGCACCAUACGAGAACAACAAUAAAGAACCUUACGACAUGUUUGGAUGGCUUUCGUCGCAACAUCGACAACCGGCAAAGAUAUCUUUGGAGAGCCAGGAACAAACAUCUAGGAGGGUGGUGAAUCUCCCAAUGGCCAUGAAAUUCCGGCAAUUAAAACUAACCUCGAAAUACUCAGUGGGCGUUUAUAGAUCGCCUAUUCACGGAAGGGGUCUGUUUUGCCUUCGUGAUAUCGAAUCUGGAGAAAUGGUCAUCGAGUAUGCAGGGGAGGUUAUACGAUCCAUUUUGACAGAUAAAAGGGAAAAAUUGUACAACGCCAAAAACAUCGGUUGUUACAUGUUUCGGGUUGAUGAUAAUUUUGUUGUGGAUGCAACCAUGAAAGGAAAUGCUGCUAGGUUUAUUAACCAUUCUUGCGACCCUAACUGCUACUCGAAAGUAGUGGAAAUUUUAGGACAUAAACAUAUAAUAAUUUUCGCCUUACGACGAAUUCCUAGUGGGGAGGAGUUGACCUAUGAUUAUAAAUUCCCUUUUGAAGAAGAUAAGAUUCCAUGUACAUGUGGAUAUAAAAAAUGUCGAAAGUUUUUGAACUGAUUCUAAGUGAAAAUUGCUUUUGUUGUAUAUUUGUAAUUGUAAAAAGCUGUAAAUAUCUCAGAUUGUUUUGUUUCAUUUCAAAAAACAUUUUUAUCGAGAAACCGUACUAGCUAUUUUUAUACACUCACCAGCACAAUUAACCGCCCACCUUGUAUUUCUUUCAAUUUGCAGAAAUUGUCAAUUUUGGACCACAUUUUAUGAAAGAUACGGUGAAAACUAUCUUUGAGGAAAAGAAAACUAUAAGAUUAUUGAAAAAUGUCGUUUAUCAAGGGAUGCUUAGCAAAACUCCAAUGUUUAAAAAUCUUCGAAGAAAAUUCGAACAUAAUAAAUCAAAAAUGAAUAACCGUUUUCAAUUUCGUUGCAACACGAAACUACAGCCGCAUCAUUAUUCUAGUCCAAUCAGAGAGUGCAGCAAGCACCUCUACCGGUUUCGAAACUUAUUAGUCUCUCAUCAGGAGGCACAUAUGCUGCUCUCUCUGACCCAACUAGGACAACGAAACAUUGCAACGAACGAAAAACAGGGAUACUCUAGCGGCAACUGCUGUAGUUUCGUGUUGCAAUAAAAUUGAAAAUGGUUAUUCAUUUUUUAUUUACAUGUUUACUCUGAUUGGAGUACGAAGGGAACCAUUCUCGUUGGAACUUUACCACGCUGAGUAGAUGGGACGUGAAUUAUACAUUGUAAAAAUGUGUUGGGUUAAGAUCGGGACUGGCUGGCCAUGGUAAAACUUGAAUCCCGACCUCAUUAAGGUACUCAUGUGUGAAUCUUGCGGCAUGGCAACGUGCAUUGUCAUGUAUUAAUCUAAAUGACAUGGUCUUGGAGAACUUUUUUCACGUAUCUUCGAGUAUUCACACUGCCUUUAUCGAUCACGUUGCAGACAAUGAAGCGGUCAUCUCGAAUUGCAGUGCAGGCCGGCACGCACUCUUGAUCUUAACCCUUGAACACAUUUGGGACAACCUCAAAAGACAGGAUAGAGCAAUGGUACCAGCCCCUACAUCCCUCGGAGAGCUCAAGACGGCUGCGCUAGAGGAGUGGCACAAUAUCCUCCAAUCCCCAAGAUUGCCGAACCGGCUCCAAGAGGGCCUAAGGGUCAGAGGCGGCAACAGCCAUUAUUAUUACUCAUAAUUUUUUAAGUUAUACUUCUUUAGGCACGAGGGUGAAUUUUUACAUUCCCCGGCGCAUGCGCACACGGACAGUAUGGUAUUAAAAUUUAAUAGUGACUAUUUAAUAGUCGCUACAUCUUUUAAGUUAUGUAGCACAAAUAAGGUGUGCAUGAAAAGAGUAUAUCGUCGACCUAAUAUGUAAACUGCGUAACUCCAUUUAACCAAAUUUUACAAGAGAGCAAAAAACUAUCUCUCCAAAGACUAAUGCUAAUACUACGUACAUAUCUCCCAUUUUGAAAGACAGGAUGGUAAAACGGAAAUAUUUUAUAGAUACACAUAUUACUAAAUAUUACUAACAUUUUGUAUAUUGUUGAAUAAGUAUUUAAUAUUACUUACCACCAACUUUUUCUUCUCGUGUGGGAUGACAAAAUAGGGAGUUACGAAUUUUUCAUACUAAAUUUGGCGACAAGGGAGAUACGGUGUAUACGGAGAGGUCGCUAUUUACUCAUCUGGUAAAAAUAUGCAUGUGCUACCUUUUUUAAACGAUAAGUAGGGACUUUUUGAAACAGAUGGCAGUGAUAAUUCAUUUUCAGAAAAUUAUGGAGUUACGCAGUUUACAUAUUAUUUAUAAAUAUUUUUUGGUAAAUAUAUUUAUUAUAAUUUUUAUGUCUGUGGAUUUGUCUUCCUCCUCAUAAGUAUUAUUGAAAAUGUUUAUUUUCAUUUAAAGUAUCUGUCACCGAGAUUGUAAUUAUGUACGAGAAAUGAUCCACUGAAUAUAAAAGCCGUGGUAGCUGAUCGGUAGAGCAUUCGCCUAGGGAUCGAGAGGUCCCCUGUUCAAAUCCUGACAAAGUCAUUUUUUUUUGGUAUUAUUUUUGUUCUUUCUAAAAUUAGUUUAAUAUUUAAAUACAAUACAAAAAACUGUUUAAAGUAGAUAGGUAUUGAUUUCGUUAAAAUCAUAAUAUGAAGUUAGAUUAUAUCAUAAUAAAAGUAUAACUUCUUAAAUGCGCACAAAGUACACACACACAUUCUUUUUUAAUUAGGCCAUGAUUUUCAAAAUUGUUUAUUUGAAUUUUCUUCGAAGAUUUUUAAACAUUGGAUUUUUACUAAUACCUUGAUAAACGACUUUUUUCAAUAAUUUUUUAGUUUUCUUUUCCUCAAAGAUAGUUUUCACCGUAUCUUUCAUAAAAUGUGGUCCAAGAUUGACAAUUUCUACACAUUGAACGAAAUACAAGGUGCGCGGUAAUUGUGUGGUGAGUGUAUUUGAAACUUUUUUGAUAGAUUUUGUUUUAUAUAUUGUACAAAUUUGGAUUGGAAACGAGGUACUUGUGUAUAAUUAUUACGGAAAUAUUUAAUUUAUUGUAAAUGUAAAUCGACUAUUAAAAAUGUUGUUGAAAUGUGACAAAUAAAAUAUAUUUCUCCUUCCUGAUGUAGCACCUAUUAUAGCCAUUAAAGAGUAAUAACAUUCUUAAAUUAAUGUUAGUUUUGUAAACUCAAAGUAUUCAAAAAUUUUGUAAGAAUUUUGGCUGUGACGAUAUAUAUGCAUUUGUGCCAUUGGCUCCAUAGGUGCUAUAUUUAAAUUUUGAUAAAAUAAUAUCAUGUGAUAUGUUAUGCAUACUUUUACGAAAACUUUUUCACUUUCAAAAUACCAGUUUUCAACCAAUUUUAACGAUUUUCCUUUGUCGUAUGACUUAAAUUGUGAACAUAUCUGUUGUCUCUCACUGUGUAAUUAUCGAUAAUAUUCUCUUCUACAAAAAUUUAUUUAAACUACUCUAAAAAUUUAAGGGACUACUUUUUCCUCAAAAUUAAUGGAGACAAUAUUUGGAAAAUGUCAACAGGUCUACAAAUAUCGACAAAUUUAUAAAACCUGUAACCUAGAAGACACCAAUAAUAAAUAAAAUGAAGAUACUAUACUAAAUUUACAAUCAAUAUGCAGUAGAAGUAAUCAAACCAAGACACUUUAAAUGUUCCUAGGAGCACUCCCGAAUCAUAAUUUACAAUGUAUAAACUUUGAAAAUCAUGAUUUGGUAUUUACAAUGUAUAUACAUUGUAAAUUGUGAUUCGGUAUUGCUCCUAGUAGCAUUUAACGUGUCUUGGUUUGUUGAUUUCUACUGGAUCUUGAUUUUAAAUUUACUAUAUAUUUAUUUCACGUUAAGAAAGGAAACUUUUGUCUUAUGCAGAUCAGUGUUGCCAAAACGCUCAGGCAAAUGUUAUUAGUAGACUGCCGAUAUACGAUUCAUUCUAAUCAGACGGCGUGGCAUCGGCGCGCUUCUAUCGUCCAUAAGAAGUACGUAGCCCUAUCUACGCAACGUCCCGUUCUUAACUUGAGACGCUCUAUAGGAGCAAUAUCAAGGAAAACGGGAAGAGACAAAAUAAGAAUCAACAUCUUCAGGGAACAAUACGGCGUACAAGGGGUAGUCGAGGAAGAAGAUAAUAACGGUAGAAAGAAAACCAGCUGUCAAGUGAUCACCGUGAAAACCACCAAAGAGGGGGAGAUAUUGCUGGCAGUCUACCUCUCAAGAAAUAUUUUAGCAACGGAAUUAACAGGUCGUCAGAUCUACAAGAAGAAGAUAUUAAGAAAGAUCAAUAUUUAGUUGAUUCAUUUGUAUCGAGAUGGGGUUGGAACAAGAUAAAGAUAGCUAUAACAAAGGCGGGAAAAACAGGCGAAAAGAAAUUUACACAAAGAAAACACUGAUAUGACAAGGAUAAAAUCAGAAUAAAGGUAUUGCGAUGCUCAAAUUGUAAUGAGAAGGAAAAGGGGAAGCCAGUAAUAACAAAAAUGGAAAAAAGUGCAAUCAAAAGCAUAAAGAAAGGAUGCAUGCCACAAACAAUAUAUUGAAGAAUGGAAACAAGGAUAUCAUAACAGACUAGAAAGAAUGUUUUAGUGUCCUCUUGAGUAUAAGAAAGAAGAAGAACAGUUAGGAAGGAAACCCUAGCCGAGAUUAAAAAAUAGUCAAGCGAUAAAAUCGUUAUGGAUCAAGAAAAUUUCAUAAAGCAAAUAAGGCGAAGAAAAUGAAGAUGGCGGGGCCACAUAAGAUGACAGAUAACAUUACCAGGACUGCGCUGGAUUGGAAUCCUUGAGGCCGACGGAAAGUAGGCAGACCUAAAAAGACUUUGAAAAGGACAGUACUGGACAAAGGGAAAUAAAUGGAAAAAAUCCUGGCGUGAAAUCGAAGCACUAGCGAGAAGUAGAGUUCGCUGGAAGCCCUAUGGUCCUUUUAGAAAUCUCGGGACUAUAUAUCGAUGGCUGAGUAUGAAAAGCUCGUAUGUCAUUUUACAGGAGAGACAAAAAACCGAAUUUUUGCAUGCUCUAACCGAAAACAAAAAAUUAUCUUUACGUAUUUUAAGUUAUGACUAUAUUUAGAUCGUUACAAAUAAAUUUUUCACUUAUGUUUAUGUUGUUGAGUAUGCAGAAAUUCAGUUUUUGUCUCUUCUGUAAAGUUGCCUGUAAAAUGACAUUCAAGGUUUUCGUACUAAGCCAUUUUUCCAUCAUAUUUUGCUGUUCAAUUGAAAAUCUUUUUUAAUGGUAACCAGUAGUGGAGAGAGGGUGAAGCCUUGCCUCAUGCCUUUAAUGGUUUCCACUUAUUUCUCUAUACAGACCGUUGGUAAUCCUUGAUUCCGUCUUUUGAUUCCAGUAUAAUCGUUGGAUCAUCCACAUACAGGGUGUUUGGUAAAGAAUGGGCCAUAGCUUAACCGUAGAUUUCUGAGGUUAAAAUAGGUCGAUUUAAGCUAACUUACCUUAGUACAAAAGUUGAUAAUUACCGAAAUACAGGGUGUCAAAGUUAAACUAUUAUUUUAUUUAUUCUUGAAUAUUUCCUAACAGGCAUGGAAUAAUAACACGAAAUUUGGUAAGCUGGGGUUUUUUGGAACGAGAAAUCUAAAUUCGCCACCAAAAAUUAUGCAUUGCCCAGAGGACGCCACAUACGUGUUUCAGUGCUCAUUUAAUACGUUCAGUUUUUUUAUCCCCCACUUUACAUACUUUUUGAAUCAAAAUUUGUAUUCUCUUAAUAUUUCUACUUAAAAAAGGUAUACUACAUUUAUCUCGCUAAACUCAACUGCUUUCGAAAUAAACGUAUUUUAAAUCUGCGAUACAACAUAUUUUUGUGCAUAAUAUCAUUGUAAUUAGACCCGAAAAAUAAACUUGAAACCAUAAUAAUUGUGCCAAUUCUCAUAUUUAUGUCAUUGCAUCCAUUGUCCAAUGUCCAAAUGUCCAUGUCCAAAAAUUGAAAAAAUCUAACACAUCCGUCAAAGAAAAGCGUGGCGCGUGUUCAUCGAAUAAACGGUUUUCGUUCCACACUUUUUGGACAAUUCGACGUAGAUCUCAGGAUCGAAUUGUUUUGUAAUGCCCCUUUGUCCGCUUCUUCUCGAUCGACGAUGGUAAAUAAAUGUUUGAGUGUGGAGUAAAAAAUAUGGUUUUAUUGACAGCUACGUAUAAUUACACUAAAGAUGUUGUUCAGGUAACUUUCUAUAAUAGACUGCCUUUAAUGACAGCUACUGAUAAUAAUUACUCUCGGCGUAACUUCUAACAACGACUUACGUACUUGUUAACGAGGUAACUGUUUCAAUUAGACUGCAACCCAAAAUAAUCCCUUUGGUUAAUUUAUAAUCUCGUCAAAAUAUACAAUUCAUCAAUAAGUUGCAUGACAACCGAACUACGGACUUUGCAUGUUGAAAGAUUGCAACUACAGUUUAAAGGAAGCUAUUGCAAAACUUGUAAAGUUCAAUUGGAAAAUAUAUUAUUUGGCAUUUUAUUAAGUUUGCAGGUUGAAUGGACUCUAAUUAUUAAAAUAUUACUCGAUGUUUCCCAAUGUUUCAAUUAUAUAUGGUGAAACUAUAAAAGUUUAGGAAGUUAAGAAAAAAUGUGAGAUUACAAAUUAAGGGAUUAAUUUGAGAUUGAACACUUUUCUUUAACGAAUGUGUUUUUUUCAAUUUAUUUUUAUUUUUUGCUUUUUAGUUGAUUUUUUUAUAAUAUUUUUAAUUUUAGUCACUCGUUACUAAAGAAAAGCGUUUCUUAAAAUUUUUUUUAUACUUUUAUUUUUUAUUUUUUAGUCUUACACUUUUUAAACAUUAAAAUAUAUCGUCAUGUUUAUUAAAAUAUGUAUAAAACAUAUGAUGUACUAACAUGAAAAGUAGUCGGAAUUGGCAAAAAAUUCGAAACUUUAUUGUUUAUUAAUGAAGCAUAACGUAAACAAUUAACGUAAAAAGUGAAAUUAUGUAUUGUUCAUUAGCUAAAUCCGUAAAAGUUUUAAGUUUUUACAUUGUAAAAAACAAGAGAAUUUAAGCGUUUUCCAUUAAAAUCGUUUUUUUUUUAUUUAAACAAUAAACAUGAAAAAAAAUUUUUAUCGACUAUUCGUGUAUUGUUCCCGCGAAUGCAUAUGUCUGCAAAUUGUCAUUCAUUUGCAUUGAAGAAAAGGCAGUGAAAUUAACGUCUAAAGAUUUGACGCAAACUAUUGAACUAAAGGUGUGAGGGACCAGGCACCUGGCAGAAAUUGUGCGACUGAAUCCAAAUUUUCAUUUAAUUUAAGAAAAUGUCAGCGAAUUGGUACAUGGAACGUCCAGGGACUGAUCCAAAACCCUGGAAAGUUACACAUAAUUGAAAAAGAAAGGUAGACCACAAUCUUUCGGUACUGGGUCUCUCUGAAACUCACUGGAGAGGUAAAGGGCAUUUUAAAAAACUGCUGGCAACGUCGUCUAUUUUUCAGGCCCAGAUAACAAAAGUACAAAUGGAGUCGCAAUAAUUGUACCCUCUAUUAAACUUAACGACUGCGUAAUUGGAUAUAAUACUAUUGAUGACAGGAUAAUAUCCCUUAAAAUGAGAAUAUCCACCCAAUACCCUACACCUUGUCCAUGUAUACGCUCCUACAACAGCUGCAAAAGAAGAAGACAUCAAUAGGUUCUAUGGUCGUCUAGAAGAAACUGUUCACGCUAUUCCGAAUCGUGAACUCAUCAUAAUUCUAGGAGAUUUUAACGUCAAAGUGGGGUCAUCUAAUGAAAAUAUUGAAGGAGUGCUGGGCAAAAAAUGGACUGGGACAGAGAAAUGAGAAUGGCGACCGUCUAGUGGAGUUCUGUGUAGAACAACAUCUUACAAUUACAAACACGUUAUAUCAACAUCAUCUACGGAGAUUAUACACAUGGCGCAGCCCAGAUGGACGAACAAGGAAUCAAAUAGACUACAUCCUAAUAAGAUCAAGAUGGAAGUCGUCGGCCAUCAACUGUAAAACAUAUCCUGGCGCAGACUGCGGAAGCGAUCAUCAACUCCUGGUAUUGAACGUUCGACUUCGUUUUAAAGUUCCCAAAAGAAGACCCCGGAGAAAAGUCAUGUCUCUAAAUCCAUCAAAAAUCAAUGACUUCCAACACAACCUAGAAGAAGCUCUCUCUUUAGACCAAGUAGAUAGUGACCCUGAGAGCACUUGGAUUUAUUUCAAAGAUAAGCUAAUCGAGGCUGCAAAAGACUGUGAGGCAGCGGUUUCCACUGGCCGUAAACCAUGGAUAUCCGAUAAUACGUGGACUGUGAUUCAACGCAGAAAAGAACACAAAACUAGACACGGAACAAACGAUGAAUACAGAGCGUUAUCGCAAGAAAUCAAAAAACAGUGCCGCAAAGACAAAGCUGAUUACAUCUCUCAAAUAUGCAGAGAGAUAGAGGAACAUGGCUGUCGAAAUGAACCGAGGGAUUUAUUCCAGAAGAUCAAACUCCUUACCAGAUAAUU